Molecule: messenger RNA, 201 nt
Organism: Pochonia chlamydosporia 170
Lineage: Eukaryota; Fungi; Ascomycota; Sordariomycetes; Hypocreales; Clavicipitaceae
Exons: 1
Coding region: 1-201 (66 amino acids)
Source: RefSeq, a predicted model, not a curated record
AUGCUCAUUACUCCGGUCCAGCUGCAACAAACGACGCGAAAAGACGUAGCCCGUGUCAGUUCUCAUUGUGAGAAAAUGUACAGUAUGAUGCUCUCUUCCAAUCAGCCCAGUUCGUUCACUAGAAUGUGGCUACUUUGCCGUUUUACAUCUGGGUACUCGUACUCCGUUCUCCGUACUCCGCACAUUGAUUCGACCUUUUGA